Anopheles bellator is the source of this 3018-nucleotide messenger RNA. RefSeq names its product periodic tryptophan protein 2 homolog. Lineage: Eukaryota; Metazoa; Arthropoda; Insecta; Diptera; Culicidae. Gene Ontology annotation, biological process: ribosomal small subunit assembly; maturation of SSU-rRNA from tricistronic rRNA transcript (SSU-rRNA, 5.8S rRNA, LSU-rRNA). Bases 49 to 3018 code for a protein of 989 amino acids. The transcript has 7 exons. Gene Ontology annotation, molecular function: protein binding. The record is from RefSeq and is a predicted model, not a curated record. Gene Ontology annotation, cellular component: Pwp2p-containing subcomplex of 90S preribosome; small-subunit processome.
CAUACCGAAUGGUGCUUUAGUUUUGCUGUUUUCGUACAUUUCUACAACAUGAAGUUCGCUUACAAGUUCAGCAACCUCCUCGGAGCGGUGUUUCGGAGAGGAAAUCUUUUGUUCACGCCGGACGGCUACUCCGUGAUCAGUCCAGUGGGCAAUCGGAUAACAAUAUUUGACCUAAAGAGCAAUAAAUCGUCCACACUGAGCAUCGAGAGCCAGUACAACUAUACGGCCAUCGACCUCUCGCCUGAUGGCUGCCUGUUGGUGGUGGUGAACGAAAUUGGCGAGGCGCAGAUGAUCAGCAUGAUCUCACAGACCACCAUUCAUCGAUACAAGUUCCGCACUGAGGUCAAGUGGCUGCGAUUUAGCCCGGACGGGAAGUUUUUCGCGGCGUGCGUCAACACGGCUGUCCUGGUGUUCCGUACGCCGGGUGAAGCGUCUGGAACGUACGGUUCGUUUGUAGUGGCCCGAGCCCUGGAAGUGGCGUACGAUGAGACCGUUUUUCUCGACUGGGCUCCAAACUCGAAGGUGCUGGCAAUCGGCUCAAAGGAUAACACCGUGCGGCUACACAAUGUCGUGUACCUGAACACAUUUCGCCCGUUCGUACUCGGUGGCCACCGGGCAGAAAUAGUUGGGUGCUUCUUCGAGGACCGAACACUCGAUUUGAACACGAUCAGUAGCGACGGUCAACUGAUGCUGUGGGAGUGCGGGAUGGAUGUCGGCGAUCUGCAUAAAACCCGGGCCCAACUCGAACACGAGGAAGAAGGCACGCCGCGCCUCAAAAAGGAGCGUCAAGACGAUGAAGACGGUGACGGCGAGACGGAGAAUUUUUCGACCGAUAAGGAUUACGAAAAAGAAGGUCCUUCUGGUCUGGGAGAACGAGACCUGCAGAUGGAGCAUCUGCGCGAUGCCGGCAUGGCAAAGGACGGUGAAGAACGGGACGCACAAGGAAAGGUGAUUGUGGGGUUGAAACGGCAUCCGUUCUUCUACAAACGGCUGGCGCGCCACUUUUUGGGUGAUGAACCGCGGAAGGAGAACCGCAGCGCGAUCGUCAGCGCGGCCGCGUACCAUAAGCAGCUGCGGAUCCUCGUGGUGGCGUUUUCGACAGGGGCAUUCUACCUGUACGAGCUGCCGGAUGUUAACAUGAUCCACUCGCUUUGCAUCUCGGAGAUGAGCAUCGGCUCGGUGGUGUUCAACAACACGGGCGACUGGUUGGCUCUCGGUGUAUCCGAACUGGGCCAAUUGUUGGUUUGGGAGUGGCAAAGCGAGCAGUAUAUCAUGAAGCAGCAGGAGCACUCGCAGGGUAUGAAUUGCGUAGCGUACGCACCGGACGGGCACCAGCUAGUGACCGGAGGUCACGACGGAAAGGUGAAGCUGUGGAGCAUCACGAGCGGCUUCUGUAUCGUGACGUUCAACGAGCACACGUCGGCCGUGAUGGCGGUGGAGUUUUGUCGGAACAAAAAGUUUCUCGUCAGUGCAUCUCUGGACGGGACGGUGCGAGCGUACGACGUGACACGUUACCGAAACUUCCGCACUUUCACCUCUCCCGAACCAGUCCAGUUUGCGUCAGUGGCGGCCGAUUUUUCCGGUGAACUGGUCGCCGCAGGUAGUCAGGACUCGUUCGAGGUCUACCUGUGGUCGAUGAAACUGGGUCGCCUGCUGGAGGUGCUGAGUGGCCACGAGGGACCGGUGGUAUCAUUGGCAUUCGCACCGAUCGCUUCGUCGUCGGCGAUGGUGUCUGGCUCGUGGGACCAGACGGUGCGCAUCUGGGACUGCCUGGAAGCGUCCGGAGCGCAGGAAACGAUCCAACUCGGCUCGGACGUGGUUUGCGUCGCAUUUAAGCCGGAUGGUGAGGAGGUGGCAGUAUCCACGCUGAACGGUAACAUCACCGUGUUUCACGCGAAAACUGCCGCGCAGCUUGCGUCAAUCGAGGGCAGAAACGAUAUGGAGGGAAGUGUCUCUCAGCAAGAUUUGAACACGGCUCAGAGGAAUCUGCUCGGAAGAGCUUUUAUGUCCAUCUGUUACUCGGCCGACGGGGAGUGUUUGCUGGCCGGGGGCAGAUCGAAGUACGUCUGCAUCUACAACGUGAAGGAAGCGAUUCUGUUGAAAAAGUUCCAAAUCACCCAAAAUCGAAGCCUGGACGGAAUGGAUGAAUUUAUGAACCGUCGCAACCUUACCGAGUUCGGCAACAUGGCGCUGCUGGAGGAGCGCGAAGAGCUCGAAGGUGGCAACGUGGCGGUGCAGUUGCCGGGAGCGAAGAAAGGGAACAUGGCGGCUCGAAACGUGAAACCGGAGGUAAACGUGCUGUCGGUACGGUUUUCGCCCUCCGGUCAAACGUGGGCCGCCGUUUCGAGUGAAGGUUUGCUGGUUUACGCUCUGCACAAAGGGAUCGUGUUCGAUCCGUUCCAACUGUCAACGGAGGUAACACCGCGGGCGACCCGUGUGUUGCUGUACCAGAAGAAGGACUACGGUGGGGCCAUGCUGAUGGCACUGAAGCUUAACGAACCGAGCCUCCUGCAGGAGGUCAUCGAAAGUGUUCCCUUCAGCGACGUGGAGCUGGUGCAGGAAUCCUUGCCGGACGAGUUUGCGCACAGGACAUUGCAGUUUGUAGCGAGAACACUUGGUAACACGCGGCACGUUGAGUUUUACUUGCGCUGGUCGACCGUACUGCUAACACGACUGGGCCAGGUGGAAUCCCUUUUGGACACGCAAACCCUGGUUACGUUGCACCAGAACCUGAAUCACAAAUAUGAUCAGCUGAACAAAAUCUGCGAUUUUAACAAGUACACCUUGCAAGUGUUGAAAAACUUAUCUGUCUCCAACAAGGCGACGAAAAGAGCGCCAUCCAAUGGGAAGGGACAAGAUCACAAAGGUACUGCGGCUGAGCGAGUGGCAGAGGAAGACGGUUCCUCUUCGGAGGACGAGUUCGAAUUGAUGCUGUUGAACGAACGUGUCCAGCGGCAAUCUAGCGACGAGGACGAGCAGGAUGCGAACAGUGACGCGAUGGAAGCAGACGAUCAUUAG